Amaranthus tricolor (Joseph's coat) is the source of this 4720-nucleotide messenger RNA. Its product is annotated as ATPase family AAA domain-containing protein At1g05910. The record is from RefSeq and is a predicted model, not a curated record. Gene Ontology annotation, cellular component: nucleus. NCBI's taxonomy places the organism in Eukaryota, Viridiplantae, Streptophyta, Magnoliopsida, Caryophyllales, Amaranthaceae. The transcript has 10 exons. The coding region runs from base 308 to 3979 and encodes 1223 amino acids. Gene Ontology annotation, biological process: positive regulation of transcription by RNA polymerase II. Gene Ontology annotation, molecular function: ATP hydrolysis activity; ATP binding; chromatin binding.
CCCUUUUUCUUCCCUCCUUCCAACUUCAAGGCAAUAGGCUAAAGGCUAGCCUUCAGUAUGAUAGUAGUACCAACAAUUAACUCAUCUUCACUUCCAAAAACCUUCAAAAACCCAAAACAAUUUUCUCAGUUCCCCUACAUUCUCACUCUUACUCUCUCUUUCCCUCAAUUUAUCCCUCCUAAGCCCACCCCAAUUUUCAAAACCCACUUUUGAAAUCAUCUUUUUUUUUUUAAAUCAAUUUUAGGGUUUCCCCUUUCUUCUCCCAAAACUAAAACAUGCAUAUAAAUUAAUCAUUUUUAUUUAAGUUAUGCAUUCCAAGCGAUCAAGCCAGAGAAAUGAAAAUGGAAAUUUGGGUUCAAUUGGAAACACCCUUAACAACAAUAGUAAUAAUACCGAUAACGAUGGAAUGGUAACCCGUACUAGUAAUCGGAUUCGAAGACCCGCUUUAAGAGGGUUGUUAUAUUAUUCUUCUUCCUCUAAUUUUUUGAAAAAAAGGAAGAAAUCCAAAACAAGAACCGCUGCUGUUCAUAUUGCUAAGUUGUUGAAACCUGGUGCUCGUCGUCCAAUCGGUUCUUCCAAGAAAUCUAUCUCUAAUCAGGAUAUGACGAAUCUUCGGCGUUCCACCAGACAGAGGAGAGUAUCUGUUAAUUUGGAUGAUUAUACAGAUAGUUCUGGUUCAGAUGCGGAUUUAAUGAAACCUGGAAGAUACCGGACAAGAAGCCGGAUGGAUAACAGUGCUGCUCGGGAUGAAUUAUCUCCUCCUAAACGCAGAAAAGUUAUCGAGACUAAAUCCACACCUCGACGGGAAGGGCUUCGUCCUCGAAAUUCAAAAUCAAAUGGGAGACGCACUCUUGCAUUUGAUGACGAAGAAGGUAGCUCAGAUGAAAAGGAUGAACAAGAUGAACUAGAAAAUGGAAAUGAUGGUGAAGAUCACGAGGAGGAAGGUGAGGGUGAUGACGAAGGAGAAGCUGAGGAGGGUGGGGAGGGUGAAGAGGAGGAUGAAAGGGAGGAUGAAAGGGAGGAAGAUGGUGAUGAUGAAGAGGGUGAAGAGGGUCAGGGUGGACGGAGGCGUUAUGAUCUACGGAAUCGUGCGGAUGUUCGAAGACUUUCUAUGGUGGAGGGUAAACUUAGACCAAGAUCUCCUAGAAGAGUUUUACACCAUGGGAUGGGGAAUAAGGUUAAUAGAGUUGUUGGAAGGGGUGGGACAAGAGUCCAUAAACGUCAUCGUUUUACUAGGAUUGAUGACUCUGAUGACUCUCUUCUUGUGGAUGAGUUGGAUCAGGGUCCAGCAAUUCCUUGGGCUCGGAGUGGAAGCAGAUCUGGGGCUCCUUGGCUCUUGGGAGGGCUAGACAUGCAUGGAGCAACUGCAUGGGGCUUAAACGUUGCUGCAUCUGGUUGGGGUCACCAGACUGAUUCCCAUACAUCUUUGACAACUGGGGUACAGACUGCUGGUCCGAGUUCUAAGGGGGGAGCAGAUAUCCAGCCUUUGCAAGUUGAUGAAAAUGUAAGUUUUGAUGACAUAGGGGGGUUAUCAGACUAUAUUGAUGCUUUGAAGGAAAUGGUCUUCUUUCCUUUGCUUUACCCAGAUUUCUUUGCGAGUUAUAACAUUACCCCACCAAGAGGUGUUUUAUUGUGUGGACCCCCAGGAACAGGGAAAACUUUAAUUGCGCGAGCUUUAGCUUGUGCUGCUUCAAAAGCUGGCCAAAAAGUGAGCUUUUACAUGCGUAAGGGAGCUGAUGUUCUCAGCAAAUGGGUUGGAGAGGCUGAACGACAGUUAAAGCUUCUUUUCGAAGAAGCGCAAAAAAAUCAGCCUUCUAUCAUUUUCUUUGAUGAGAUAGAUGGGCUUGCUCCAGUGAGAUCAAGCAAACAAGAACAAAUCCACAAUUCUAUAGUUUCAACCCUACUCGCUUUAAUGGAUGGCCUUGAUUCCCGUGGACAAGUAGUCUUGAUUGGAGCCACAAAUAGGAUUGAUGCUAUUGAUGGGGCUUUACGUCGACCUGGUCGAUUCGAUCGGGAGUUUAACUUUCCCUUGCCUGGUUGUGAGGCUCGAGCUGAAAUUAUACAUAUCCACACUCGUAAAUGGAAGCAUCCUCCAAGCAGUGAAUUAAAGACAGAACUUGCAGCUAGUUGUGUGGGUUAUUGUGGAGCUGAUUUAAAGGCUCUUUGCACUGAAGCUGCCAUUCGCGCAUUCCGUGAAAAGUAUCCUCAAGUUUAUACCAGUGAUGACAAAUUCGUGAUAGAUGUCGAUUCAGUUAGGGUAGAAAAGUUUCACUUUUUCGAUGCUAUGUCAACAAUUACACCUGCUGCUCACAGAGGAUCCAUUGUGCAUUCGAGGCCAUUAUCAGCUAUUGUCGCACCAUGCUUGCAAAGACAUCUCCAAAAAGCCAUGGCGCACAUAUCUGAUAUUUUCCCUGCUUCUGCUAUAUCAUCAGAAAUGACAAAACUAUCAAUGCUCUCCUAUGGUUCUGCUAUUCCACUUGUUUAUAGACCUCGGUUUCUGCUUUAUGGCAACGAAGGUGUUGGGCUGGAUCAUCUUGGACCUGCUAUUUUACACGAGUUGGAGAAGUUUCCUGUUCACUCUCUUGGGCUUCCAUCUCUGCUGUCAGAUCCUAGUGCAAAGACACCUGAAGAGGCAUUAGUACAUAUUUUUGGUGAAGCACGGAGGACAACGCCGUCUAUUCUAUAUAUUCCACAUUAUGAUCUAUGGUGGGAAAAUGCACACGAUCAACUUAGGGCUGUCCUGCUCACUCUGCUAGAAGAUUUACCGUCAGAGUCGCCAAUAUUGUUACUUGGAACAACCUCAGACCUACCUGCUGAUAUGGAAGGGCGGCAUCGAUUAUUUUCUGAACGUAGCAUCUACAAAGUGGAUGGACCAUCAAAUGACGAUCGGUCUUUGUUUUUUGAUCAACUAAUUGAAGCAUCUUUGUCAGUAUUAUCAGAAACUACUUUCAGUAAGCUGCAGACAUCAACGUCAGUUCCAGAGCUGCCUAAAGCUCCUAAGGUGGUCGGUGGCCCAAAAAUCUCUGAGUUGAAAGCAAAGGUAGAAGAAGAGCAGCAUGCACUUCGUAGAAUGCGGAUGUGUCUUAGAGACGUGUGCAAUAGGAUUCUGUACGAUAAACGAUUUAGCGCCUUCCAUUAUCCAGUAACCGAUGAAGAUGCCCCAAAUUACCGCUCCAUAAUCCAAAAUCCAAUGGAUGUGGUUACAUUGCUUCAACGUGUUGACUCUGGCCAGUAUAUAACCAGCUCUGCUUUUCAGCAGGAUGUUGAUCUAAUUCUAAGCAAUGCAAAGGCGUACAACGGAGAUGACUAUAACGGAGCUAGAAUUGUUAGCAGAGCACAUGAACUACGAGAUGCAGUGGAAGGAAUGCUCUCUCAGAUGGACCCUGCACUUGUUGCAUACUGCGACAAAAUUGCUGCUCAAGGAGGUCCUAGUCAAAUGCCUGAAGGAUAUGGGGAUUCUGCUCUUGUGCAAACUCCUGUUGUUCAAACCUUAGCUGUAACUAGAGCUAGUGCCCGGCUCCGUAAUGUCCAGCCAGAGGUUAACCUAGGUCAAACAUAUGAAGUACUAAAAAAACCGAAAAAGAAUGUUGAGUCUAUCUCCACAGCCAUAGCUGCCGAAGACAAGUCUAAGCCCCAGGAGUCUCUGGAUCCACCAUCAACCGAAGAGGCUCAGGUGAACUCUGGACCGGAGAGUCCAACUGCGAAUUGCAGUGAACAUGAGGCUCCCACACACGUAGAGGAACUUGAACGUAGAAGAUGUCCUGAAGAUGUUGAUAUGGAUGAUAAUGUAGAUACUUCCGGGUUAAAGCAACGAUUUCUAAAGUGCACAGAGGGAUAUGGUAUUCCGCAGCUAGAAAGGCUGUAUACUCGUAUUCUAAAAGGAGUUUUUGAGGCAAAAUCCGCAGCUGGGUCAGACAAUCCCAAAUCUAAGGUUCUCCAAUUUUUGACCAACUUCCCUCAGGAUGACACCAACUUUUGAUCGGCUUUUGUUUUUAUUUCCCUCUCAUUCCCUGAUCCUCCGCCCCUUCUUUUACUUUCUUUUACCUUGUUUUUCCCCUAGUUCUAUCGGUAGUUUAUUGAAACUAGAUCUUGUACAAAGACGGGAUCUUAUUUUUUCUGAAUGAAAAAUACGAGUUAUACAGGGUAGUAUUCAAUCCGCAUUUUGACGCCAGAUCCUCAACUUCUCCAAUUUUGUUAAUGUACUUUGAAUUUUUGAUGCCUUAGUUUUGGAUUGUUCCCCCAAAAUAAUUGCUGCUAUACUGCUACUACAUAAAUUCGAAUUCCACAGUAUUCUAUAACCUUUGGCAAUAUUAAUGACCGACAUUAUCAGUGGUUCUGAAUUUCUGAUAGAAAAACUUGUGACUUUGCUAUAUUGUUAAAUAGAGAAAAUAUGCCGGCAAUAUCAGCGGUCGCCGUUGCUGGUAUUGAAGUUGAUUAGGGUCGUGGGCUUUUAUGGGUUUGGAAUGUAGAAAAUCUACGGUCUGGGUUUAGAUGUUUGAGAAGACGAACAAGAUGUUAUAUGAUGAGGAUGACAUAGGUAUAAAGUAAUUUGAGAGGGGAUAGUUCGAGAAUAGCAUUGGGAUGAAACAACAUUGAUGUAUGAAUAGACCUUGUGUGAAAAUAAACGCCUGUGUCUCUAAAGCUAAGUUUGGUAUUCCUAAAAAAAAGUUAGAUUUGGUAGUUGUUUGUUGCUACUGACAACAAAUAGCAUUCCAAAGUU